UCAAAGUUGAGCCAUCAGUUAGGAAACAUGGUUGUGUAACAGCCCGGCUACAGCUUGUCUUUUUUUUUUUUACCUCAGUCUUUCACAACAGCACUGCUCAGGCUCCGGCUCGGCGCUAGCGGACAUCAGGACACAAACAUGUUACUCUCUUCAGCGCGGACGGCGAUUUUUUACGGUUGCAGAAAUUCUGGCAAAGGUUUUCAACACAGUGGUCGGAGUCCACAGCUACGACAAUGGCUUGUGAAGAGAGGUCAGAGCACCAUCACAGUAGAGGCGGUGGCCUCCUCUGCACGGGCAGCAGCUACUGUCCCCAACGCAGCCACAAAUCGCAUAGUAGGCCGCUGGUUACUCGGCUGUAGCGGACUUGUGGUCGGGGCUAUUGUCUUGGGGGGUGUCACAAGGCUCACAGAAUCUGGGCUUUCCAUGGUUGACUGGCAUCUGGUGAGAGAGAUGAAGCCACCUCAGUCACAAGCAGAGUGGGAGGCUGAGUUUUCCAAGUACCAGCAGUUUCCUGAAUUUAAAAUAAUGAACCAUGACAUGACUCUACCAGAGUUUAAGUUUAUCUUCUACAUGGAGUGGGGCCAUCGUAUGUGGGGUAGGCUGGUUGGACUUGCGUACAUCCUCCCCACCGUUUACUUCUGGAGGAAAGGAUACUUUAAUCGCUCCAUGAAGGGAAAAGUGCUGGGGCUUUGCGGAUUUGUCUUCUUCCAGGGCCUUCUGGGGUGGUACAUGGUAAAGAGCGGUCUGGAGGAGAAGCCAGAGUCUCACGACAUCCCGCGGGUCAGCCAGUAUCGUCUGAGUGCUCACCUUGGUUCUGCCUUGUUGCUCUACUGCGCCAGUCUCUGGACGGGGCUUACUCUGCUGCUGCCUGCAUACAAGCUGACAGAAACCAAACGUCUCCUGCAACUUAGGAGGUAUGCCAAGGGUACCGGUGGACUCGUCUUCCUCACUGCUCUUUCAGGUGCUUUUGUUGCUGGUUUGGAUGCUGGGCUGGUGUAUAACUCCUUCCCUAAGAUGGGAGAACGAUGGAUCCCUGAUGACCUGUUGGCAUUCUCGCCUACCCUUAAGAACUUCUUUGAAAAUCCCACGACUGUGCAGUUCGACCAUAGGAUUUUGGCGAUUUCCUCUUUGACUGCGAUUACAGGCCUGUAUCUGUUCUCAAGGAGGAUGGUGCUGCCCAGGAGGGCUAAGAUUGCAAUCAGCCUCCUCGCAGCAAUGGCCUAUGGACAGGUCGCCCUCGGUAUCAGCACCCUGUUACUGUAUGUCCCCACUCAACUGGCAGCAACUCACCAGUCUGGCUCUGUCGCUCUUCUGUCACUGGCCAUUUGGGUUCUGGCAGAGCUCCGCAAGAUGCCCAAGUAAAUGCCUGCUACUUUUAUGGACAAAUCUAAUCCCUACUAGCCACACCUCAUGCCUCUAAGAGUCAGCAGUGUCAUUGUGAACAAGGUCUUCAGAGAAGAAGAGUGAAAAAAUUGAGGCGUUAAAAAAUGAGAAAUGUUGUUGAUUUAACACUGGACUUUUAUGCAUAUGCUGAAGCAUCAGUCCUGUGGUGCUGCUAAGUAAUCUUCAUGUGGUGAUACUGAAUAAUCGCAUUAUAGCAGGGUGCAGUGUUAAGAGUGGAUGAAUGUUGUCAUAAGAAGGUGACAACAUAGCGUGAGGUGUUUUGUUUUGGAAAGAAUUUAAUGAAGACAUGCAAAAGCAAAAACAAGCAAAUUUGAAGUUUCUAUCCAGCUUUAAUGUCACAGCAACAGGAUUUCCAGUGAAGAGUACACAUAUUUGGUUUGCAGCCAGAAUUCUGCAGGAAUACAUUAAAUUAAGACAUGAGACUGCAUUACUGUUUUUGUUGAUGUUCAAAAUUUGCUUGCUAGCACAGGUGAUUGCUGACCUGUAGCCUUAUGACUAUCCAUACACUGCCUGCUAGUUGAAUCAGAUGUGGCUGUUGGGAUUAUAUGUAUAAUUAUGUAUAUUUAAGUUAUUAUCAAUUUCUUGCUGACUUUGUGAUUAAUUAUAAGGUAGAAAAAUGUGGAUUCUUGAUUGUUGCUUUGUGCUGAAUUUAUAGAAAUGUAAAACAAAGCACUGUCUUAUUUUAAUAAAGAAAAUGUAAAAUUCAAACUCAA
This is a messenger RNA of Dicentrarchus labrax (European seabass), 2117 nucleotides long. It is a transcript of the gene cox15, whose product is annotated as cytochrome c oxidase assembly protein COX15 homolog. Gene Ontology annotation, biological process: heme A biosynthetic process. The record is from RefSeq and is a predicted model, not a curated record. The transcript is spliced from 9 exons. Gene Ontology annotation, cellular component: mitochondrial inner membrane. NCBI's taxonomy places the organism in Eukaryota, Metazoa, Chordata, Actinopteri, Moronidae. Bases 139 to 1362 code for a protein of 407 amino acids. Gene Ontology annotation, molecular function: oxidoreductase activity, acting on NAD(P)H, heme protein as acceptor.